Molecule: messenger RNA, 1502 nt
Organism: Austrofundulus limnaeus
Lineage: Eukaryota; Metazoa; Chordata; Actinopteri; Cyprinodontiformes; Rivulidae
Product: phospholipid-transporting ATPase IA
Biological process (GO): phospholipid translocation
Cellular component (GO): trans-Golgi network; plasma membrane
Molecular function (GO): magnesium ion binding; ATPase-coupled intramembrane lipid carrier activity; ATP hydrolysis activity
Source: RefSeq, a predicted model, not a curated record
GUCUUCUGGGCCCAUUGUCUGAACGGCCUCUUCCACUCAGUCAUCCUCUUCUGGUUCCCCCUUAAAGCCUUCCAGCAUGAUACAGUGUUUGGCAGCGGAAAAACUCCAGACUAUCUCCUCUUGGGAAACAUGGUUUAUACAUUUGUUGUCAUCACAGUUUGUCUUAAAGCCGGUCUCGAGACCUCAUCCUGGACCACGUUCAGUCACAUCGCCAUCUGGGGAAGCAUCAUCCUGUGGGUGGUGUUUUUCCUGGUCUACUCCUCCCUUUGGCCCCUCAUAACUCUGGCACCCGACAUGUCAGGCGAGGCGAAUAUGAUGUUCAGCUCAGGGGUCUUCUGGAUGGGCCUGUUCUUCAUCCCGGUCACUUCACUGAUCUUCGACGUGGCCUACAAAGUAGUGAAGAAGGCCUGUUUUAAGACCCUGGUGGAUGAGGUGCAGGAGCUGGAGGCUUUAUCUAAAGACCCCGGAGCCGUGGUGCAUGGAAAAAGCUUGACAGAAAGAGCUCAGCUGUUGAAGAACGUCUUCAAGAAGAGCACAGUCAGUAUGUACCGGUCCGACUCCAUGCAGCAGAACCUGCUCCACGGCUACGCCUUUUCUCAAGAUGAGAARGGGGUCGUGUCCCAGUCUGAGGUCAUCAGAGCGUACGACACGACCAAACAGAGGACCAACGAGUGGUGAGCCCGCCCGGCCUUCCUGCUCCAGGCCCCUGACGCUUUGGAGCCACAGCUGCUGUUUCCACUGCUGAUCAAAGCUGCGAGUGUACACUUCCACCUCCGAGGGAAGUCAUGGACAUAAGUUUGGAUGACGUGAAAGAGACAAUGAGUCAUAUUUUUAAAAAAAAAGUGAAACGGGGUUAAAAAAAACACAAGGAACAAAACAAAACGUGUUCACUAUCAGCUGUAUUUGUUUGUCCAGCAGACGUAUUGAGCACUGUGCGUUCUUAAUAUUCUGUGGUCUGAACUUCUUCACUGUUCUCGCUCACUCCGUCGGAGCGAACCUCUCCUUAAUUAUUGAAUGACAGCUUUCAGCACUGAGCCACCGAGCCUAAAGCCCGUCGUAUGAAACCACUUUUAAGCACUGUAAAAGUUAAAAACACCAAACYAACGGCUUAAAGCAGGAUUGCCAAAGAGCAGUCGUCGCCACAAUCGUCCAAGCACCUGUGAAUUGGGAGAACCUUCAAAACGGAACCAAACGUGUUCCCACGCCCAACAGACCACUCCCCGAGCAAAUGUUUGUAAGCUUUUUCAUUUUCUUCGUGCACUUACGUGAGCGUCUCUCGUGUGAAGCCUUACAUUUGCUCACGCCUUCAUCCUUUCUUUUAAAAUGUGUUCUUUUUUAUUCAACUUUUAGACGUCGUGCCUGGUUUGCUUCUUUACUUUUAAUUAUUUUGUGUUUUUUAAAUAUUUUAGUCUUGCAACCAGUUGUAGUUUUAUAUAGAGCUGGGUGGUAUGACCAAAAUUUUCUAUCACGGUAUUUUUAACAUUUUCACCGGUUUCACGGUU